UAUGCGCCACGCCCCCUCCUGCGCCGGCAUGCGUUUUUGUUUAUAUCGUCGCGUUUCACGUUACGGCAGCGAUUUUGAAAGCAAUGUCGAGGGUUUUGUGUCGGAAAUUGCGUUCGUACAGGGACGUUUUCACCCUUUCAAAUCAGGUCAAGCAGACAGCUUCAAAUGUGGCCGGCUUCCAUCCAGUUUGCUGCAGAAAUUACGCUCGAGGAUCAAGAUUUCAGGGUCCACCACCUACAGACGGUGGGGACAAAAAAGACGUCGAGGGAAAACACGUGGAUGAAUUACUGAAGAAUUCCACAGUUGGCUACCCAAAUGAUUUUAUGACACCUGAACAUUCCUGGCAAACAAACCCCUACACCAUGGACCCAACCCUAAAGCAACGCCUAACAGAAAGAAAUCAGUCUGCACAUUCAUUCAGGCCUGCUGUCAAUCCGAAUGACACAUCAAUCUUGAUCUUCCCCGGUCAGGGUGUGCAGCAUGUUGGCAUGUGCAAAGAGCUCCUCAAGUUUCCCCUCGUACAAGAUCUGUUCUCUGUCGCAAGCUCGAUUCUAAAUUAUGACCUCUUGAAAUUGUGCCUGGAAGGGCCGAAGGACCAGCUGGACCAGACCAAGUACUGCCAGCCAGCUGUGGUUGUUUCCUCGUUAGCGGCCAUCGAGUGGCUCAAAGAAGAACGACCGUCGGCCAUUGAAGGAUGCGUGGCCACAGCCGGGUUCAGCGUUGGUGAAAUCACUGCCUUGGUAUUUGCAGGAGCGCUGACUUUUGAAAGUGCAAUAAAAUUGGUGCGAGCAAGAGCUGAGGGGAUGCAGUAUGCUUCAGAAAUGGUGAAUUCAGGCAUGGCAACCGUAAUGUACGGGCCUGAUUCAGAUUUAGGGAUGGCAUGCGAGAAAGCUGUUGAGCACUGCAUGAGCAAAAAGAUCGAGAGACCUGUGUGCCAAGUUGCCAACUAUUUGUAUCCUCAUUGCAAAGUGGUUGCUGGCAAUGUUGAGGCGCUGGACUUCUUAGCCAAGAAUGCAAAGAAAUUCAAUUUGAGAAGAGUGAUGCGUUUGCCAGUCAACGGAGCUUUUCACACCCCUUUGAUGGAGCCGGCCGUGGAGGUUUUCAGAGCAGCUUUGAGGAAGGCGCAGGUGCAGGAUCCGCUCGUCUAUGUGCAUUCGAACGUGGACGGCAAGUAUUACAAAAAUGCGAAGGAGAUUCGCAAAAAGCUGCCGCAACAAAUUGUACGCGCCGUCAAGUGGGAGCAGACGAUGCACAUUCUCUAUGAGCGACCGACUGGUGAAAAUUUCCCAAGGAGUUUCGAAUGCGGCCCAGGCAAAUCGUUAAAGCCAAUUUUAAAGCAAGUUAAUUCCAAAGCCUUCGAUAAUUGCUGGAACUACUCCUGUUAGACCUCAAUAAAUUUGGUCUUAGAAAUUUUUAA
Molecule: messenger RNA, 1417 nt
Organism: Cloeon dipterum
Lineage: Eukaryota; Metazoa; Arthropoda; Insecta; Ephemeroptera; Baetidae
Gene: beg
Product: malonyl-CoA-acyl carrier protein transacylase beg
Exons: 4
Coding region: 84-1385 (433 amino acids)
Molecular function (GO): transferase activity
Source: RefSeq, a predicted model, not a curated record